AUGCGGUAAAAUCAAUGUAAUCUUUCAUCUAUAUUUUCCCUGAGAAACUGUACUAUACUAUAGGGUAGAAACUAGAGCUACGGCCCUGUAUGCUCUGACCAUGCUCCUGAAUGGCCACCUCUAACUGUGAAUAAUUCAGAAAAUAAUGUUCUGAGGAAACAUUGUAAAAGGAAGUUCCACUUCAAAAUUCCACCCUCUUCAUCCUUUAAUGUAUAAAUUAUAUUGCAACUAUUCUUUGCAGUUUACUUUCUGCAUUAUCCGUUUUCUAGUGAAAAAUAACGACAAGACUCACAUAUUUUAUCCUCGAUAAAUAGUUCCAAGUAUUUUACUAAAACUAAAAGAUCGAACAUGUGAACGUUAUGUCAGCUAAAAGACAUAGCGUGUCUAAAUUCCCAAAUAAGUCCAGUCGAAAGUUACGAAACACCCUGUAUAAUGACGCACACAAGCAACAGAUAUACAGGCGAAGAGUAGUGGUUUCGACCCAGGAAACGCUAGCGGGGCAAAGGGAGAGCCCAAUACCCGUGCGGCUAGCACGGCUACCAAUCGUUGCACUUCGCGAUAUUCAGUCUCAGUGUGCGGAUCGCCGUACCGCUUGUCAUUUCCACGUUCACUCGUUCAGUUAAAUCCUCGAGCGGUUUUCAAAAUUUCAUUUCGUUUUGCAUUAUCAACGCGUGAACGUGCGAAAGAACAAUGUCGGUCGUCUACAGAAAUGCGAUGAACACCAUCGGCAAGUUAGUGCCUGAGAAGCUACAGCCACUGUGGAAUCACCCUGCUGGUCCGCAGACUAUAUUCUUCUGGGCACCAGCUUUUAAAUGGGGACUUGUAAUAGCUGGCCUCAGUGAUCUGCAGAGGCCAGCGAAUCAGCUCUCCGUUAGUCAAUCGUCUGCCCUGGGCGUUACUGGCUUGAUCUGGACCAGGUAUUCCUUAGCGAUCACCCCGAAAAAUUGGAGCCUCUUCAGCGUCAACCUCUUCGUAGCGUUGACAUCUUUGUAUCAAGUUGGUCGCGCGAUAAUGUAUCAACGCGAACAGGAGGCUUUGAAGGCAGCAGCAGCAAAAGCGAAAUAGUGAUAGUAUUUAAAUAAUACACAUUCCUAGGGGUGAAGACACGUAUAUGUAUAUACAUAGGAAUAUUAGGAAUAUUUUAUUGACUUGCGACACGCGGUUAAAUACCAUUACGUAAUUGCGAACGAAAACAGCCAUAAAACGACGCAAGUUCAUAAUCGUCAUUGAACAUGAACUUCCAGUAAAUGUGAAAGUUCCGUAGUACUAUUGUAAAUAUUUCAGUUCAAGUAAAUGUACAUUGUUUAUAGUAGAAACGCAUCAGACGCGGGCAAUCAUAUCAUCGGACAAGAUAAGCGAUCACGAAAUUAGAAACAAAAAUCGGUAUAAAGACGUUAUCGAGUACCAAUACUUGGAAUACUUCUGAUAUCAAAAAUAAAAUCACUCAUCAAUAUUUAACAAGCUUAAAAUAUCAGUAUGCCAAAAAUAGAACAGUAAAGUUCAUUAAUAUUAAGAAAAUUUUGAGAACACCAAAGGACACCAAUACCAUGAAUAAUCUGAAUCUUUGAGACACAAACUAUUCGUGGUAAGCUGUGAUAUCGAACGUAAGGUGCUGUUCGUAUCCUUAUUCCGCUAGAAAUGUAUAAAUUCUAAAUCCUAGACUAAGUACAAAUGUACCAAACAGAAUAUUUAUAUAGCACGAUUCCGAAAGUCAGUACAACAUUCGUUAGCACAUACGAUCAACUGGAACACCGAUUGAUAGUACAUCACUCUGUAGGAGUAACACGUUAGUUUUAAAUACAAUUAUUUACGUACAAAUCUACCUCCAAAUAAUGACGUACAAUGUUCAUUUUAACGAUUCGCAACACUGAUGCUGAAGAACUCGAAGAAGUAGAAAAUGUACAAAUUGUAUACAGAGUUCGAUAAUGUUCUAACUGCCUUGUAUAGAUUUAAUAAAGUAAUAUAUUUUUCUAA
Molecule: messenger RNA, 1974 nt
Organism: Megachile rotundata (alfalfa leafcutting bee)
Lineage: Eukaryota; Metazoa; Arthropoda; Insecta; Hymenoptera; Megachilidae
Product: mitochondrial pyruvate carrier 2
Biological process (GO): pyruvate import into mitochondria
Cellular component (GO): mitochondrial inner membrane
Source: RefSeq, a predicted model, not a curated record